Durio zibethinus is the source of this 372-nucleotide messenger RNA. NCBI's taxonomy places the organism in Eukaryota, Viridiplantae, Streptophyta, Magnoliopsida, Malvales, Malvaceae. The record is from RefSeq and is a predicted model, not a curated record.
AUGGCAACAGCCUCAGCUACACUCUCUCUAACCACAUUGGCUGCUGCCCCUGUUGGCAAUCCCAGGAGGAGAACUAGCGUUAAUGUAAAUUAUACUACACGAUUGAAUUCUUUUAGUGGGCUAAAAGCUCAUAACAAUGUGGUCUCACUAGGGCAACCGGUAUGCACCGAGCAAUCUUUUUCAAAGGUUGUGAGCUCACUGAAAGCUCCAUCAAAGGGGAAAGGUAAGGGAGGUGGUGCCCUCUCUUCAACCUGCAAUGCAGUUGGUGAGAUAUUUAGGAUUGCAGCAAUCAUUAAUGGCCCUGUUCUCAUUGGAGUUGCUGUGGGAUUUAUUCGUCUUCGAAUUGAAGCAUCUUUGGAAGAGGCCGAGUGA